AUGGCGACCACGAACACCACUGUCGGGUCCGCAUCGUGGAUCACUGCCGAAAAAGAGAACGCUCUUCAGCUCUUACAGAAUGAAAGAGAAGAGAUUGUCUUCCCGGCACAACACCAACUUCAAUGGCUCAACGAACACAUGGCUGAGAUUUUUAGCAAGAGCAAUGUUGACAUGGCCAAUGUCUUUAAAACUCCCGGCAAAGUGCGCGGCAAGACUCCCCGAACGGCGAGAAAACGCAAUGUCCCUGGUGUAGAUGCUCGCAUUGUAAGUCUGCUUACAACUUGUUUACAAACGCCUCUGACAUUGGAACAACAGCCACUGAGUGAUGUCUUCUCAUCCAAACCUGUAAUACGCCAAAGUCCACAGAAGGUAGUACAGCAUAACAAACCGCGCUUUGAAAUUGCUACAGACAAUGCUGAACAAACUCAGCAAACAUACAAAUCGCAGGCAGAUUCUGGUUAUCACACAUCGAGUCAAGAUAUGGAUCUCGACCAGCACACAAAUAUGUCGCCUAUUGUCCAACCAUCGGAGACACAAGACUUGAUUAUGUCUGAUGUAAUGACUGAGCAAGAUCUACCUGAUGUUCACGAAGAACACCGGACAACUGAAGGUUCUUUCCAUUCCGCAAAGGAAGAUCAGACAACCAAGCUGGGCAAUUGCGAAAACACCAAGGCACACUUGGCAAUUAUCUCAGACCCUAUCAUACCAAGUGAUGAACCUACAACGACGAACAAACCACACCAAACCAUAUCGCAAGAGCUUGAUGAUGACGUUGGCUCUCCCUCAGACCAAUCUAGUCCCGAACGACCUCUGGUUCGAAAGAGCAGCCUCACUUUUGCCGCCUUACCAGCCCGCGAACCCAUGAAAUCUAGUAUUGGAGCGAGAAUAUCCAGGACAAGCCAUGUUGACCAAGCCCGACCUCUAUCCACCAAUCCCUAUGCUCCGCGAUCAACGAUCUUGACAGACAAUCAGGAAGCCCAUCCCGCGAGACCUCAAGAUGAAGAUACAACAAUGAGAGACGAUGUCGACAUGGGGGAUACGACUGACGACGAAAAUGUGGAAAUCCUGGGCCACGACGAUUCAGAUGAGGAAGUUCAGAUGUCCAAAACUCACUCGAAAUCAUCAACCCAACGACUUCAUGAAAAGAUUGACAUGCUUGGAAAAGCCCCCCCUCCACGACCCUCUAAGUCGAUAUCUUCCACUCUUGCUAACAUCAAGAACACUGAGUCGACUGCUUACACGGAAGGCCAUGCCAAACAUACCAAUCAGACAAUUGACGAUGAUGACGACUGGAUCAAACCACUUACCUCUCCAAAUGCUGUAUCAUCACCUGCUAAGGGCUUGGGGUCGAGAUAUGAAGAUGACACGGAAGAAGAAGAGUUUGACAUUCGCGCUCCCGAGUUGAUUGCUCACGAAGAAAGGAUGAGAACACCGGUUGGUUCUCCAGCUCCUGUCAGAUUGAUGCCGGGUUAUGGACACGCAAAAUCUGCCUCGACUGCAACUUUGGCAUCCCCUGCAAAGGCUGCAAUGGCUCCUCCAGCAAGUCCUGCAAAAUCUAUCUCCAUAUCUAAUCCAUCCUACGGCCAUACCACCACUCCACAAGGUUCACCGCGACGAUAUCUCGACUUGAGUGCUUCCAAGUCAAGGCUCCAAUCUAUCAUGAAGACUGCAAAAGGAUUAUUCACGACUAGUGCAAGCAUAUCUGCGGCGGCUAAAAUGGAGACUCUUUCACCACAAGCCUUGAGAACUGCAGCGAGCAAUAUGCCAGGAAUGUAUCCCAACCUCAAUGCAUUGAUUCAAGAUAAGCCUUUACCUACAAGCCCCAAAGAUUCGAGAAGAACCCGCAGCUCGAGCGAGCGGGAAAAGCAGGAGCAACGGAAGGAGAAAGAAGCAGUUGUGAAACAGAAGAUGGAGGAUCAACUUGAAAAGGCACGCGAAACUGAGAGACGACACGCCGCGGAACAGAGAGCAGCGCAUGAGAAGGCACUCAGAGCAAAGGUACCCGAGCCACCGCAAUCAAGCCCACGACGACAGAAUGAAGAGCGAUUCGAUAUGGCAGACGCACCACCACCAGGUAUGAAGACUGGACGACCUGUGCGCCCUGGUAGAGAUCCCCCAAUCAACAAAGCGAAGCCAGCACCGGUUUCGAUCCGAGUGGGAACCCUCUCGCAGCGAAUGCCAAUGGGUGGACCAUCGUCUUCGUCAAAUGUCCAAGAGACACUCCCUGUUGAGCCUAAACGCCCUGGACUGGCCAAGAAGGCAAGCACUGCGUCUUUGCAAUCAGCAACUUCAACGACACUCAAAUCUUCUGUGCAUGGACAAGCACCCAAACCGCGAGCACUUGUAGCCGCAGAGCGAAAGAAGGAGCAAGACGAGCGUGAAGCGCAGAGAAAGCUGGAGCUCAAGCGAGAAUUGGAACGAAAGCGCGCGGCUCAACAGGAACAAGCCCGGAAGGAAGAACAACGUCAACGCGCAGAAGCGGAGAAGAAGGAGCGAGAACGAGUGGCUGCUGAGCAAGCCAAGAGACAAGCUCAGCAGCAGGCGAUUGAACGCAAACGACAGGAGGCGGCUCGAAAGGCGGAACAGCAACGACUUGAUCGUGCUGCUAAUGAGGCUUCUGCAGCGAGACCUGCUUCUCGACUCGCCGGUCAAACAGCAAAUCGUGCUUUUGUCAAUCAUGCAUUGCCCACCAAUCCUGCCAAGCCAGCAAAGAGACCUUUAGAGGAAGAAGCUGGGCCCUCGCGCCCCCAGGCACCGAAGUACGGCGACGCUAAGCGGAGAAAGACCGAGGAUGAAAGUAUUAUUGAAGCGUCGUCACGACCCAUGGUCUCAGGAGCUCCUAUUCGCCAGUCACAGCUUGGAAAGAAGCCGUCAAUCUUCAAUCACGGUGCAUACGGACCAGCACAACAAGCUGGCCAUCUGAGCCAGUUCCCCCAACCACCCAGUCGAGCCGCACCUCCACAAAUGCAGCAGUAUGGCGCUGGGGGUAAGAUUCCAUUUGCAGAUGCACCGAACCCACCUCCACACACCAAGACUCCAGCAUCGAUCGUCAAGAAGAAGACAAUUCAAGCAGUCAGAUCAUCGCCCCAGUAUCCUAACGGUGAUGCUAUUCAUCUACCUGAAAUUCCCACGGACUCUGAAGAUGAAGAUUCCGAUGAUGACGGCAAUGCUUUCCCGAUCCCUGAUUGGGCCACUCCGGGUCAUCUUACUGCACAACUGAUGCGGCAGGAAGGCAUGGAUGGCGAUGCAGUUUUCGGACCGAUCGCCCCCUUGAAAAUGGAAGAAAUCUUCGCCAAAGGCAACAAAGAUAGACUCAAGAACCUUCGAGUGCGAACCAGCAGCGCCAACUGGGCUAUGAGUGGUGAUGGAUUGACACUGGAAGAAGUUCGACAUGACAGAGAGCAGAGAGAGCGGAUGAGAGUUCAAGGGGGUUGGAGAUUUGGCAAUGGACAGUGA
This is a messenger RNA of Exophiala bonariae, 3456 nucleotides long. RefSeq lists its product as uncharacterized. NCBI's taxonomy places the organism in Eukaryota, Fungi, Ascomycota, Eurotiomycetes, Chaetothyriales, Herpotrichiellaceae. The record is from RefSeq and is a predicted model, not a curated record. The transcript has 3 exons. Bases 1 to 3456 code for a protein of 1151 amino acids.